AGCCGACCGCAGGGCAGGGAGGGCGGCGGCGUGCGGCAUGGGUCCUCGCCGCCGGCUUCGCUGAGUCUCGCAGGUCCGGGCUGCCCACCGCGGGCCCGCAGCGGCGGCGUCAUGAAGGGCGCCCUGGGGAGCCCGGUGGCCGCCGCGGGCGCCGCGAUGCAGGAGACGUUCGGCUGCGUCGUGGCCAAUCGCUUCCACCACCUGCUGGACGACGAGUCGGACCCAUUCGACAUCCUACGCGAGGCCGAGCGCUUUUUUUCGAGCGGGGCCCUCCGCGGUGGCAGGAGCCCGGCCGGGGCCUCGGGCCACCGAGCUGGCGCGGGCGGCCGCAGGGAGUCCCAGAAGGAGCGCAAGAGCCUCGCGACGCCCAGCGCACAACAGCCAGACAGCCCAGGGGGCGGACCGCAGCCUCCGGGCCAGAAGCGGAUUACCAGAAGAGGGGAGCAGCAAGGAUGGAAUGACAGCCGGGGGACAGACGUGGCACUAGAUAGAGCAGAGCGGAGGUCCUACAGGGAAUAUCGGCCUUAUGACACCGAGAGGCAGGCGGACUUGACAGAUGAAAAACCAGCUGAGAGGUUUGAUCGAGACAGACCACUAAGAGGACGUGGAGGCCCCAGAGGAGGCCUGAGGAGCAGAGGCCGAGGUGGUCCUGGGAACAGAGCUUUUGACUUCUUUGACCAGCGAGGGAAACGAGAUUUUGAAAGAUACAGUGGCAAUGAUAGAGCAGCAAACAGACUUGAGGACAGCAUGGUUGGCUGUGGUGUUCGCCCCUGGGGAUCAGGUAAAGACAGUGACACAGAGCCAACUGCACCCAUGGAAGAGACCUUGGUGAUGGAGGAGUCUCAGGGCGCCCUGGAUGAGGAUUCAGCCAAAGCUCCUGAGUUGGAAGUAGAGGAAGAAGCUCAAGUCCAAGAAAUGACCUUAGACGAGUGGAAAAACCUUCAAGAACAAACCAGACCAAAGCCCGAGUUCAACAUCCGGAAGCCAGAAUCCACAGUUCCUUCCAAGGCAGUGGUGAUUCACAAGUCCAGAUACAGAGAUGAUAUGGUGAAGGAUGACUAUGAGGACGAGUCUCACAUCUUCAGGAAAGCCGCCAAUGACAUCACAUCACAGCUAGAGAUUAACUUUGGUAACCUCCCUCGUCCUGGACGGGGAGCCAGAGGCGGCACCCGGGGAGGCCGAGGAAGGAUCAGAAGGGCAGAGAACUAUGGCCUCCGAGCAGAAGUGGUGACCCAAGAUGUGGCUCCCAAUCCAGAUGACCCUGAGGACUUCCCCGCCCUGGUCUGAUGUCCACUCCCCUGCAGCAGAGCAGCACUAUGAAGACUUCCCUUGCCGCAAGAAGAGUCAGACUCUAAGAACAAUAGAUGUUGCUUUUCCUGUGUCCUGUGAAUUUGUUGUACUUUCUUGCUCUGUGGGGUAGAGGGUUUCUCCAGGGGCACAAGAGCAAACACCCCAUGAGUUCAGACACUUUCUCUUAUAAGGAAUUCCAAAAUGAAGUUCAGGAACGUUUCAAAUGUGUACAUAAAUUGUAUGGAACCCUUUACCAAAGUACAGAGUAAAGCAAGCUACAACACUUGAGACAACUUAACAAUGUCUAGCUGUUAGGAAUUGUCUAAACAAGUCUUUUACCAUCACAGGACAUAUGUAGAACUUGAACUAUUCCUUUAAACAGUCACAGCCUAGUUUUCAGACUGUUCACUUGUAAUCAUUAAGUUAAACUCUGCUGAGAAACUU
This is a messenger RNA of Nannospalax galili (Upper Galilee mountains blind mole rat), 1734 nucleotides long. RefSeq names its product hyaluronan binding protein 4 (gene Habp4). Gene Ontology annotation, molecular function: RNA binding. NCBI's taxonomy places the organism in Eukaryota, Metazoa, Chordata, Mammalia, Rodentia, Spalacidae. Bases 112 to 1287 code for a protein of 391 amino acids. The record is from RefSeq and is a predicted model, not a curated record. Gene Ontology annotation, biological process: positive regulation of RNA splicing; positive regulation of translational initiation. Gene Ontology annotation, cellular component: nucleus; cytoplasm. The transcript is spliced from 8 exons.